CGCGCCGGCCUGCCUGCCUGCCUUCCCUCCCUCUCUCCCUCCCUCCCUCCCUUCCCUCGGGUCCCCGAUGGCGGAUGGCUCUUCGUCCCCGGCGGCGGCGGCGGAGGGCCCGUUCGCGUGCCCGAUCUGCCUGGACGCGCUGAAGGAACCGGUGACGGUGCCGUGCGGGCACAACUUCUGCCUGGGCUGCCUGGGCGCGCACCGGGCGGGGAAAGGGGCGGCCUCGCGCUGCCCGCUCUGCCAGGAGCCCUUCCCGCCCGGGCUGCAGCUCCGCAAGAACCACGCGCUGGCCGAGCUGCUCCUCCACCUCCGCCGCCCGCCCGCCCUGGAGCCCACGGGGAACGCCGAGGAGGCGGCGGCGGCGGCAGGGGAGGCUGCCUCUUCUCCGCCGCCGUCGGGGGUGCUGUGCGACUUCUGCCCGGAGGAGGAGGGCCGGGCGGCGGCGGCGCAGUCGUGCCUGGUGUGCCUGGCCUCCUUCUGCGCGGCGCACCUGCAGCCCCACCUGCGCAGCCCGGCCUUCCAGGGCCAUCGCCUGGUGGCCCCCUCGCCGCGCCUGGAGGACCGCCUCUGCCGGCUGCACCUGCGCCCCCUCGAGGCCUUCUGCCGCAACGACGGCGCCUGCCUCUGCCUCCUCUGCAAGGCCGACCCCCAGCACCGCGGGCACCAGGCCGUCGCCCUCGAGGACGAGCGACAGCGCGCGCAGGCCCAGACACCAAAAAUCUUGAGCAGUGUUGAGAGUCAGCUGGAUGAACUUGGCGUCCUUAUUGCCCAGACGAAGAGAACUGUCGACCUAAUCAAAGGCACUGCUCAGAAAGAGAAGGAGAAAGUCAGCAAGCUCUUUGUUGAGACAGCCCGAGUCCUUGCAGCCUUCCAGAAGGAAGUCCUUGGGUUCAUUGAUGAUGGUGAAAGAGCCAUGUUGAGUGCAGCAGAAGAGGAGCUGGGGCAAAAGGAAGAGAGACAUGCCAUGUUGAAUGAGUGCCGGCAGAAUCUGGAAAAGGUCUCCAGCACAGAUACCAUCUCUUUCCUGCAGGAGUUCCAAGCACUGAAAAUAGCUGCUGAGGAGAAUAACUUCUCAAGUGCAAGCUUUCCAAAAGAACUGAGUUUUAUCAAAUCGAGCCAAGCUGUGUGCACCGUCAAGGAGUGGCUGGUGAACAUUUGCAAGAACCAGUGGGACCUGCUUUCAGGGAAAGGAGCUGAUGGAACCAUUCCUUAUGGGAUGCCAGAAGUGACUAUGGGGAGCCCGAUUGCUGAAAAAAACACCAACCCUGCCUCUCUGGAAUCGCGAGAUUAUUUUCUUAAAUUUGCUUUUAUCAUAGAUUUGGACAGUGAUACAGCUGAUAAAUUUCUCCAGCUCUUUGGCACCAAGGGGGCCAAGCGUGUGUUGAAUCCCAUUGGCUACCCUGAGAACUCCACCAGGUUCAUUAACUGUGAGCAGGUGCUGGGUGAGAACAUCAUGAACCGGGGCAACUACUAUUGGGAAGUGGAGAUCAUCGAUGGCUGGGUGAGCAUCGGGGUCAUCACAGAAGACUUCAACCCCCAGGAGCCAUAUGAUAGAGGUCGCCUGGGCAGGAAUGAGAAGUCCUGCUGUCUGCAGUGGAACGGGCAGAACUACGUUGCCUGGUUUGGGGGUUUUGACUGUGUGAUACAACAGCCUUUCUUCCACACCAUUGGCGUGUUCUUGGAGUACUCUGAGAAGGCGCUGACUUUCUUUGGAGUCAAGGAUGCCAAGAUGACCUGUCUGCAACAGUUCAAAGUUGCUCGCUUCAAAAAGGGCCAUUUUGACCCCUUCCAGAAUAAGAUCAACCACCAGUUUCCUACUUUCUUUUCUCACAAUCUCAAGCCAGCAUUUUUUCUUGAAAGUGUAGAUGCCCACAUGCAACUGGGACCUUUAAAGAAAGACUGUGUUUCUGUGCUGAAACGACGUUAAUUUGUUUACUGUAUGGGAGUGAAGACACAAUUCAGGAAAGGCUAACCUGAAGCCUUUUUAGUGGCACUAUGGCACCUCACUGAUUUAGGAUUAAAAGCCUCUGUCAUUCUUAUCUCUGUCACUACCACAUGAAAGGCAUUUGCUGAUAUCACUUUUCCUUCUGAGUUUUCAUCAGGAUAGCACUUCUUAGGGCUUCUGCCUCCUGGGUUUAAUCUAGAAGGCCCUAAACUUGUUUUCCUUUCACGUAUUUUGAAUUGCUGCACUUAUCUUAUUGUAUAAAUCUGCUGGUGCCACUAAAAGCAGCAGACACCUACAUUGGGAAUAAACACACCAAACUAGAGAAUAACCCUUGAUCCAAAAUAGCCAGAAUUAGUGCCAAUGUCUAUAUUCCUGUAAAACUUGGUGGAAAAGAUAGUGAGGAUAAUUAUGGGGAAAUGACCUAGUCAUUCAUGCCUCCCUAUAGAAAUAUAUUGAAUUAGAUUAUUCUCUCCAUGAAAAAAGAUUGAGGGAUUGAGAUUGAGUAGAGUACUGGAUGACAUGUUGUAUCAGCCUGCUCCAACAUAGUGCCCUUCAAAUAUGUUUAAUGCACCUCCAAGUUAACAGGAUAUUUAUGGGAGAUGAAGUCCAAUAUAUCUGGAGGGCAGCAGCUUUGGGAAGAGUGUGUUUUGUAAAAUGAUCCUGGAGACUCUUGUUAAUAGUAGGGUGUUUUCUGCUUUCUGUUCCUGAAGCUAAUUCUUUUCUUGAUUUCAUUUUGGACAGCCAGCUCAAGCUGCCAACUAUCCACUAACAACAGGUCUAUUAUUCUUGUUUUAGAUGUGGUAGAUAUUCAAACAUUCCUCUAGUUCUGUCUACCUGGGGUUGUAGUUACAAAUUACCACACACAAUUGCAACUUGCUAGUUGCAGUUGUAAGCAAUUUUCUAAUCAUGAUGGUGCAAAAAGCCACAUGUUUAAAGUGGACAGUAAGGUGAACUUAGAUCAGAGUUUACCUAUGUGGCAGAUCACUGCUUGUUUUUAAAUCUCAUUAGAUAAGAUGGGAGUUGUGCUGAGAAAAGAGUACAGCCCUCUCUCUGACAGCUUAAAUGUAAACAAAUAAAAUUACUGGGCACAAAGCAAUUGUGACAUAGUUCAGCCAUUAUUUUACUUUAUUAGUUACUACACUUCAUACUUUUGUGUUGUAUUCACAGUAGCAAGGUGGAUGUGAUGGUAGAUUCAGACUAGAUUCUUAGAUACCAGCCUAAAUAAAAGUGAAAUUGAGCACCUAUGAAUUGUAGUAUCUUUAGAAUAUGUCGUAACACAACAUUGAUGUGUUUCUUAGUGAUGCUUAAAAAGUGGCAGAAAAAACUGUCUGGGCUUGAUAUUCUAAUAUAUUAAUUACUGUAAAUUGGAGUGAAAGCAGGAAGAUGUACUGCUUGAGUUGUACUCUCCAGUUACUUUCUUGCUGAGUUCUUAAACAAUAGAUCUUAUAUUUUUAAGGCUAAAAUGAAAGCCAUAGUGAGCGACUCUUGAGAACAGGUCCAUGAAAAGGAAAUGGGGAGAUUUGAAGCAGAUUACAAAGGUUUGAAUUUCCAUUUCUCAGGUUAUGAUUUCACCACAUGGUGCCUUUCAGGUGUAUGUUGGAUGACAAUUUCUGUAAUAAUCAGUGGCUAUGCUGAUUGGGGAUAAUGGGACUUCUAGUUCAGGCAUCUAGUAAAUGUUCCAAAUUGUGAAAAAACUGAACUUUAAAAUCAAUAUUUUCCAGCAGAUCACAUCUACCAACUCCUCCUAGGAAAAUGAUACUAUAAACAAUAUUGCACCGAACAUAAAUCUAGUCCUGUUAAGCAUAUUCAGAUUUUUUGGGGUGGGUGGUGAGGAUGGAGACAAAUCUAACUUGCCUUCUAGGCUGCAGUAGCAAAAAAGGUUUCUAGUCAGGUAAUUUGAGUUAACCUGUGAGAAGUUACAAACUUCUGUGGGCAUUAAGAAGUAAAGUUAAACCUAGUUUAAUCUGUUCUGUUUUUGGAUAUGAAAUGGUAGUAGAAUUGAUGAUCCACUGGAUAUCUUUCUUCUCCAGGAUAUAAAAUGGUUAGUUUGAUGCAUAAUUUGUGUUACAUUUGGUUUAUAAGUGUACAGUUGUAACAUAUUCCAGGUUGUUACACUUAAUAUAAAUUUCCGUUCCAGGAAGAGGAAAAUAAUUAGCCUGGAGGCACUUGUUUUUAAUUCGAAGAUUUCUCUUCAUGUAUUUCUUGCAGAAAUAAAAACGUAAUGCUGGUGUACUUCAUUAAUGCCGAUUCACCACUGAUGCUGGUGUACUCCAGGGAUUCAGUAUUAUUUUUGAAGGAGUUCAUUCAAGUUUCCUAUUUUGUCUACCUCCCAAGGCUUGGUCUUCAAACAAAAUAGACUAUCGCAUAUUUAUACAUAAUGAAUAGUAUUAUUAAUGAGGUUAAUGGUGUGUGUUCACUUGUUUUUGCUGUCUGGGUUUUAUUCAGAUUUUCCUGGCUAUCAGCAAGAAACAGUGGUCACCACAGUUAGUUUUUAAAACUUUCAUCAGUGAAUUAAACAGUAACACAAUUGUUACUGAGUUGACUACUAUGCUAGUAGUGUUGUGAUAUUUAAACAAGCCUUUGUGGAUAAACUGGAAUGAUCAUUUGUUCACACUGAACAAACUGGCUGUAUUCGUUAUUUUUUCUACUCAAUUGGCUGAAUACAGUGUUUGUUUCUUUAUACAGUGUUGGGCAAUUAUUACUUUUCCAUAUUUUGGAGUGUUACUAACCCAUUUGCUUUGGGGAUUUCCAACUCAAAACUUACAGUUCUAUAAUCUGAAGUGUGUGAGGAAAUUUAGUUUCUAUUAAACAAUAUGCAACUACAA
Anolis carolinensis (green anole) is the source of this 4770-nucleotide messenger RNA. RefSeq names its product tripartite motif containing 47 (gene trim47). Lineage: Eukaryota; Metazoa; Chordata; Lepidosauria; Squamata; Anolidae. The record is from RefSeq and is a predicted model, not a curated record. The coding region runs from base 68 to 1927 and encodes 619 amino acids. Gene Ontology annotation, molecular function: protein binding; zinc ion binding. The transcript is spliced from 6 exons.